This is a messenger RNA of Ordospora colligata OC4, 1788 nucleotides long. Its product is annotated as EPP-like transporter. Lineage: Eukaryota; Fungi; Microsporidia; Ordosporidae. Gene Ontology annotation, cellular component: membrane. The record is from RefSeq and is a predicted model, not a curated record. Bases 1 to 1788 code for a protein of 595 amino acids. The transcript has a single exon. Gene Ontology annotation, molecular function: ABC-type transporter activity; ATP binding; ATP hydrolysis activity.
AUGAAUCCAGACAACAGCGAAUGCGAGGUUGUUUGGAGAGACAUGACAGUUGAACCAGCAUACGGACAACCUGAGCAAAAUGCCAUAGUGAACAGAACUAAUGGAAAGAUCAUGCCUUACACGAUGGUUGCUCUUAUUGGGCCAAGCGGAGCAGGAAAGACAACAAUGCUGAAUGCAAUCACUGGAAAGUCAAGAGAAGGACUAAAGGUUUCUGGAGAGCUACUUUUGAAUGGGAAUUUUACAGAUCCCAGGGUAUGGGAACAUGCUGUUGGAUUUGUUGGUGAGCACCUUUAUGAAUAUGAAACACAGACAGUUAAGGAGACAUUGAGGUUUGCAACGAUGAUGAUGCGUGGAGGUACAUGUGAUGAGAUUGAUACAGGAGUGUGUGAACUAGCACAGACCCUCGGUCUUAUCAAAACACUAAACACACGCAUUGGAUUGAUAUCAACGGGAGAGAAAGCAAGACUGUCACUGGGAAUAGCGCUUAUCAAGAAACCGUCGAUUCUUAUCAUAGACGAGAUCAUGAACGAUCUUGAUCAGUCUACAGCCAUUCACAUUCUUGAGAUACUGCAUGGAAUAAAGCAACAAGGAAAAGGCAUUAUGAUUGCAUUCCAGAAGAUUCCGUAUGGUGCUCUUGAUUUUUUUGAUAGUAUUAUGAUGAUUUGCCAAGGAGAGAUUGUGUUCAGUGGAGGUGUUUGUGAGUGCCUGAGGUUCUUUGCAUCACAAAGAUACCAUCUUGAAGAGUCACAGAGUGUUUCUGAGUUUCUGACUAAUGUUCUUACGGUUAACGUGUCUGGAGAGGUGUCUGAGCAGCGAAGGAUUGAUGCAAUGAAGAGAUGCUGGAAGCAAGUAGAACCUCCUGUUGUAUCAUCUAUUAUAUCACAGAUUGAUUUUCCGGUUGUAUUUGACAGGACGUUGCAAAAGUUCACGAUGAUAUUCCGACGGAACAUACUUGACUUUUUCAGAAAGACAGAGUUUUUGAAGAUUGUAUGUGUCCAGAAAAUAACCACGCUUGUGAUGCUUGUUUUUGUGUAUUUCAGACUUGAUUACACGCAGAAGGGCGUUCGAGAUAGGUUUGGGAUUCUGUCAUUUAUUGUUAUCAACUGCUUUGAAAAGACUGUUACUGUGUCGAUCAUGGUGUUUGAGACUCAUAGAAAGGUGAUUAAGAGGGAGAUAUGCACAGGCAUGUAUGGAACCACAGUGUCAUAUUUUGCAAUGCUUGUGUCUAGCUUUGUGACGUCUGGACUCUCAAACCUUGCGUAUACGAUUGUGGUUUACUGGAUGGUUGGCCUGAAUCCAAGGUUUGACAGGUUUGUGUUUUUUCUUGUGAUUCUGAUGGCUGCAUUAGUGUUUUCGAUAUCAUUUGCAAUGCUUGUUGCACUGAACACCAAGACGCAUGUACAAGCGCAGAUCCUGGGUUCGACGAUUAUCACGUCGUUUGUAAUCUUUGGCGGGACAUUUGUGAAUCAGGAUACGAUUCCUGGAUUUAUACGCUGGGCAAUAUGGCUAUCUCCGAUAUAUUAUGCGUUUGAGGCAAUGCUGCAGAACCAGUUCAAAGGGAUGCUGUUUGAGUGUGACUUUUCUGAAAGGGAUUGUAUUUGUGAUGGAGAAGAGGCGCUACAGUUCUAUGGAUUUAAGAGGAUUGGUACAGGACUGUCUACAGGCAUUGUAUUAUUGUCCACUACGCUGUGUGUUUUUCUUGGUGUUGUAUCGAUGAGGACUGUGAUAAAGCCACGAAUUGGAGAAAAAGAUUUUGAGAACAGAUCUGAGACAACAGGAAGGAUUUAA